Molecule: messenger RNA, 6145 nt
Organism: Pungitius pungitius (ninespine stickleback)
Lineage: Eukaryota; Metazoa; Chordata; Actinopteri; Perciformes; Gasterosteidae
Gene: sbno1
Product: strawberry notch homolog 1 (Drosophila)
Exons: 33
Coding region: 220-4533 (1437 amino acids)
Biological process (GO): regulation of DNA-templated transcription
Cellular component (GO): nucleus
Molecular function (GO): chromatin DNA binding; histone binding
Source: RefSeq, a predicted model, not a curated record
CGUCACUUCCUACCAAGAUCUCGCGGGGUCACGUGACGCCGCAUUAGCUCGCUGCUGACUCUGCUAUGUUCGCGCCAACGUUUUAGAAAUGCCUAAUUUCGCGAUUUCAUCGGUGCGUCGAAUCGUCGGGACGCGGCGCGUCCGUCCGGAGACCCGUUUUCACCGACGCCCGGCGAGAACUUUGACUGCGAAAACGGGCCCGCGCGUCACGUGACCAGCAUGCGGCUGGAGCGUUUGAUAAAAAAAGAUGGCGUGAGCUCAGCGGAGCGAAGAGGACAACAAACUGCCGAACCGGAGCGGCGAGAGUGGCUGCUGGACUGUCAAAUGGAUCCUGGUCAGGAUUUACUUCUUGCUGCCCUGAGUGAGAGUGGCAUUUGUCCAAAUGAUUUUGGCCUGUUUGAUGUUGAUUCUCAGGAUGCUGCACAGCCCUCUACAGCCCAGCAAUCGAUCUCUAUCGGCGCCCUGGAUGUCGGUGUGGGGGCAGAGUCGGUGGAAGUUAUUCGAAGUGAGCCUCCUGCUCCAGUCCCUAUAGUUACUAUCAGGCACAAACCUCAGCCAUCGACCACCACGUUUGUCUUAAAUCAGCUGAAUCAGUUGCCGUCACUUGGAGCUAAUGUGACCAAACAAUCAGUUGCAAACCCCAUCAAACAUACUAUAACGGUCACCAAAGUGGUCCAUGUGACUAACUCAGCCCUGCGAGGAUGUUCGAGCCCCUCAGUCACAACUACUCCUCCGUCAGCGUCUACAUUAGUGCCUUCUAACAGAGAGCAGCAGAUUCAGUUGAAAGACCUCCUUCGGUCCGGCAAUGUGAAGAGCGCGGGUCUGAAGGGCAACAGCCUGAUGGAGCUCAUGAGGCUAAAGCCGCCACCCAACAUUGCUCCACCAGUAGCAACGGCAACAGCCACAGGUGAUAUGAACAAUGGGAUCAAGAAGGAAGUUUUUGGUAAAGAUGCUGCCAGGAUCUGGAUUAAUGAUGACAUCAAAAUGCAAACCUUCCCGCACUCUCUGAAAAUCCCUGGGAUGAAAGAGGAGGAUGAGCCCGAGGAGGAAGAGGAGGAUGAACUGGGCCACGCAGAGACUUAUGCGGAGUACAUGCCAAUGAAAUUGAAGAUCGGCCAGCGGCAUCCCGACCCCGUGGUGGAGACCAGCUCGCUGUCCAGUGUCAACCCUCCGGACGUGUGGUACAGGCUGUCCAUCUCGGAGGAAGUCAUCGAUCGAGGCUGCCUGUCGGCUCUGCAGCUGGAGGCGAUAACGUAUGCGGCUCAGCAACAUGAGACUUUCCUCCCCAGCGGCGAUCGGGCUGCUUAUUUAAUCGGAGAUGGUGCCGGUGUGGGGAAAGGUCGGACCAUUGCGGGAGUCAUUUACGAGAACUACCUUUUAGGCAGGAAGAGAUCUCUCUGGUUUAGUGUCUCAAAUGACUUGAAGUACGACGCUGAGAGGGACCUGAGGGACAUCGGAGCCAAAAACAUCCAGGUUCACUCGCUGAACAAGUUCAAAUACGGGAAGAUCUCCUCAAAACACAAUGGGAGUGUGAAGAAAGGUGUGAUAUUCGCCACAUACUCUUCUCUGAUUGGAGAGAGCCAAUCAGGAGGGAAGUACAAGACCAGAUUCCAGCAGCUUCUCCACUGGUGCGGAGAGGACUUCGACGGAGUCAUUGUGUAUGACGAGUGUCACAAAGCCAAAAACGUGUGUCCUAUCGGAUCGUCCAAACCGACCAAAACCGGGCUCGCUGUGUUGGAACUGCAGAACAAGCUCCCCAAGGCUCGGGUCGUGUAUGCCAGUGCUACAGGUGCCUCUGAACCGCGGAACAUGGCCUACAUGAACCGUCUGGGCAUCUGGGGCCAUAAGACCCCCUUCAGAGAGUUUGGCAACUUUAUCCAAGCCGUUGAGCGCAGAGGUGUUGGCGCCAUGGAGAUAGUAGCCAUGGACAUGAAACUCAGGGGGAUGUACAUUGCCAGGCAGUUGAGUUUUACCGGUGUGACGUUUAAGAUUGAGGAGGUUCCCCUGACCCAGCAGUACAUCAACAUGUACAACAAGUCUGUGAGGCUGUGGGUCAGUGCCCGUGAGAGGUUCCAGCAGGCGGCGAACCUGAUGGACGCGGAGCAGCGCAUGAAGAAGUCCAUGUGGGGCCAGUUCUGGUCCGCUCACCAGAGGUUCUUCAAAUACCUCUGCAUUGCCUCCAAGGUCCGCCGAGUGGUGCAGCUCGCCAGAGAGGAGGUCCAAAACGGAAAGUGUGUGGUCAUCGGGCUUCAGUCCACCGGAGAAGCCAGAACGCUGGAGGCCUUGGAGGAAGGAGGAGGAGAGCUCAACGACUUUGUGUCAACUGCAAAAGGUGUGCUGCAGUCCCUCAUUGAGAAGCACUUUCCAGCUCCUGACAGACAGAAGCUUUACAGCCUGCUCGGCAUCGACCUCCCGACCAAGAAGGCCCCCGCUGAGACAGCGGCUCAGCAGGAACAGAAGGGAAAGAAGAGGAAAGGUCCGGAGGUGAAGAAGCAGCAGCAGAAGAAGAAACCCCGCCAGCACGGCGGCCUGUCGGGCACCAGCUCGGAGGAGAGCCAAUCAGAGGACUCGGACAGAGAGUCGGUGAAGGACAGCGACGAGAGCGUAAAGUCGCUCAGCUCGGGGGACGAAGACGACGACUUCAACCCGUUCAGAGACGAGUCCGAUGACGACGAGGAAGACGAUCCGUGGCUCUUCAGAAAGGAACCGAAGAAAGGGAAAGAGAAGAAGAAGAAAAAGAGGAAGAGGAGCGUUGAUCCUGACUCCAUUCAAAGUGCCUUGUUGGCCUCUGGGCUGGGCUCCACCAGGCCUGCUUUCACUGCCCCCGUUGCCCCCCCCAGCACCCCCGCCAUAGUCAAGGCAGAGAGUCCGCUCACCUGUCUGACGAGCCAGGACGCCGUGGAACACGCUCAGAGGAUGAAGAAAGAGCUGCUGGACAAACUGGAAGAUCUGGCUGAGGAUCUUCCUCCCAACACUCUGGACGAGCUGAUCGACGAGCUGGGGGGCCCCGAAAACGUAGCUGAGAUGACGGGUCGCAAAGGUCGCGUGGUCAGCAACGACGACGGCAGCAUCACGUACGAGUCCCGCUCCGAGCUGGACGUCCCGGUGGAGAUCCUCAACCUCACAGAGAAGCAGAGGUUCAUGGACGGAGAGAAGAACAUAGCCAUCAUCUCGGAAGCGGCCAGCUCUGGUAUUUCCCUGCAGGCGGAUCGGCGGGUGAAGAACCAGCGGCGGCGGGUCCACAUGACACUGGAGCUCCCGUGGAGCGCCGACAGAGCGAUCCAGCAGUUCGGGAGAACUCACCGGUCAAACCAGGUCACGGCUCCGGAGUACGUCUUCCUCAUAUCGGAGCUGGCGGGGGAGCAGAGAUUUGCCUCCAUCGUUGCCAAAAGACUUGAAAGCCUGGGAGCUCUCACACACGGAGACAGAAGGGCGACGGAAACACGAGAUCUCAGCCGGUUCAAUUUUGACAACAAAUACGGAAGAAACGCCCUGGAGAUCGUGAUGAAGUCCAUCGUGAAGCUGGAUUCUCCCCUCGUGUCGCCCCCCGCUCACUUUAAAGGAGACUUCUUCAAAGAGAUUCAAAGUGGAUUAAUAGGUGUGGGCCUCAUAAACGUGGAGGACAGGUCUGGCACAAUGUCACUGGACAAAGACUACAACAACAUGGGGAAGUUCCUCAACCGGAUCUUGGGCAUGGAGGUCCAGCAGCAGAACGCCUUGUUCCAGUACUUCUCCGACACGCUGGCAGCCGUCAUUCUGGAAGCCAAGAAGAGCGGCAGAUACGACAUGGGCAUUCUGGAUCUGGGCAACGGGGACGAGAAGGUGAAGAAGGUGGACUGCAGGAAGUUUCUAACGCCGGGCUACACCACGUCCGGACAUGUGGAGCUCUACACUGUGAGUGUGGAGAGGGGGAUGUCCUGGGAGGAGGCCACGCAUGCCUGGGCAGAUCAGAGCGGACCAGACGACGGGUUCUAUGUUCAGAUGAGGAACAACAAGAAAACUGCCAUCCUGGUGAAGGAAGUGAACGCCAAGAAGAGGCUCUUCCUGGUUUACAGGCCCAACACCGGCCGGCAGGUCAAACUGGAGGUCUACGCAGACAUCAAGAAGAAGUUCAAGAAGGUGUUGUCCGACGACGCCAAGCAACACUGGAUGGAUCAGUACACAUCGUCAGCUCAGAUCUGCUCCCACGCUUACUGGCGCGGUAACUGCAAGAAGGCGUCUGUGGGGCUGCAGUGCGAGGUCGGCCUGCGCUGCCGGACCUACUACGUCCUGUGCGGCUCGGUGCUCAGCGUGUGGAACGAGCUGGAGGAGGUUCUCACUCCGGUCAGCGGAACCAACGUGAAGGUUCAGAUCGUCAGACUGAGGACAGAAGACGGACAGAGGAUCGUCGGACUGAUCAUUCCAGCGAACUGCGUGUCUCCGCUGAGCAACAAGCUCUCCACGUCGGACCAGAGCCAGCAGCUCGCCGUGCAGGAGCUUCAGAAGCGCCAGCAGCUCCACCCGCAGAGCCUCUGUCACGCUCCCAGCACAUAGCCUGUGGGGGGGGCCACGCUCAAAGCCCUCAGCCUGUGGGGGGGGGGGGGGCACGCUCAAAGCCCUCGUCGAGUUCGCCUCCUCGCGAGACCCCCUCCCUGGCGUCUCCUAGCGUCGCUCCGAGCUGCUGAUCCUCAGACGCGUAGCGGCGGUUGUACAGAGAAGAUUUCAGGGUUUUCUUCUUCUUUCUCUUUUCUUUUUUUAAAAUCUCCGGAGACUCUUGUUUUUCACCUGGACAGAUGUUGAUGGGUGAUGUUUUUGUCCUCUGACAUUCAGAGUGGGAAGAUGUGUGACGUAUUAAUGGCGGCCCCCCCGGGGGGGUGGGGGGGGGGCGCUACGAGCUGUCGGCUCCUCUUAGCUGGUCAGCCCUGGACCGCCUGGUAUGAAGCAAAGACUUGUUCCUGGAUCAGACCAAAGGUGGAGGAGACGUCUUUUUAAAGUCUGAUCCCAAAAAGUAAAAAAAAAAAAAAACAGUCAUUUGAUGCUGGGCUACAAUUCCAUAUUUAUAUAUGUAUCUAUAUAUAAAUGUCAGUUAGCUGCUCGGACGUGAUUCUGCUCUCGUGCAGUGAGAUUUCGUUGAAGUAGGAACCCGAGGCCACUUUACCAGAGGAGAGCUUUCUGCUCAUCGGGAGCCAACAGGAUCCGUUUGUUUUUCCAUUUCAGGCUUCAUCGUUUUGUUCCCCUCAGUCCGCGUCGGGGCUCUAAUAAUCCCACCCGCCGCCAUGGAGUCCUCAGCCAGUCACGCCCCUGCUGCACUCUUUCCUCAUGUUCAACACAAAAUAUAAAUGCACACGUGUCACCUGCAGCUUUAGUUGUCCGUCUAGACUGUUCUGCUGGGUCCUUCCAGAUGUUCCAGAUGUCUGGCUUUAACCUGACAUGAUGGGACUACAUGAUCCUUGCUGUGAUCAGCUGCUCGCUUCUCUUCGGUCGUCCCAACCGUUGAGUUUGUGUUGGUGGAUUCCACCUUUGGUCUGACAGAUCUCCUGUCAUGUUGUGACGUAUAAUAUACAGUACAAGGACGUUUUAUUUAGAUGUUAAAUGGACUUCUGCUCAGGGGUUUAAACUCUUACAAAGACCCUCUUUUUGGAAAACAAAUUGUUCACCAAGUAUCUGAAACGCAUGAACGAAACCCCAAAUGCUGCUUGGACGCCUCGUCGGUCCUCCGUGGUCAUCUUCUGUUCCCGGUGAAACGGGCCCAGCUGCUGCUUCUCCUCGUCGCUUUGACUUCGAUCUGCACUGGAGGGACGCGUCGUGAACCUGUGGAUGAGCUCCUGUUGCUAACUGGUCCUCUUUGGUGCGUUCGCCUAACGAGUCUUUGUGUCAUACCAAUGUGCAUUUUGUACACUUUGUAAACAAAAGAGACGUUAACAACGCCGGAGGGACUUCACUGAUCUGCUCUUUAAUCAAGAAUUCUUUUUAACUUGAAUGUCCACCAACAACUGUUUUUAUUUUGUCUUUUUGAGAUGUUAGAAAAGCAAGCUCCUGAAGCUAAAAACACUUUGGACUUUAUUUUUUUUUCUCCCAUCUUUGCACGAGUUGCACUACUGACCGAGUUGUACAAAUAUUCACCUGUACAUGAGUGUGGUGCUCAAUAAAGCUUGGUAUACUUCUA